This is a messenger RNA of Candida tropicalis MYA-3404, 1188 nucleotides long. RefSeq names its product cystathionine beta-lyase. Gene Ontology annotation, cellular component: cytoplasm. Gene Ontology annotation, molecular function: pyridoxal phosphate binding. The record is from RefSeq and is a predicted model, not a curated record. The coding region runs from base 1 to 1188 and encodes 395 amino acids. The transcript has a single exon. Gene Ontology annotation, biological process: 'de novo' L-methionine biosynthetic process; transsulfuration. Lineage: Eukaryota; Fungi; Ascomycota; Pichiomycetes; Serinales; Debaryomycetaceae.
AUGUCCCGCAAGAACUCAUAUAGCCUUGAAACCGAAGUGGUUCAUUAUCAAACUGGUGACGAAUAUAAUGCUUCUGUUCCACCAUUAUACCAAACUGCUACUUUUAAACAGCAAUCCUUAUCCAACAUGGGGGAAUACGAUUACACAAGAUCAGGAAAUCCCACAAGAACCCAAUUACAGAACCAUCUUGCAAAAAUCAUGAGAGCAGAUCAUGUGUAUGCUGUGUCUUCUGGUAUGACUUGUCUUGAUGUUAUUACCAAGAUGUUGAAACCUGGAGAUGAAGUUAUUGCUGGUGAUGACUUGUAUGGUGGUUCCGAUAGAUUGUUGACUUAUUUGAACAACAAAGGUGAUAUCAAAGUCAAACAUAUUGAUACUACAAAAACAAGCGAUGUGAUUUCUGCUAUUACAGAGAAGACUGCUAUGAUUUUCUUGGAGUCUCCAACCAAUCCAUUAUUUAAAGUUGUUGAUGUCAGAACCAUUGCUGAACAAGCACAUAUCAUCAACCCAAAUGUUAUUGUCGUGUUUGACAAUACUAUGUUGUCACCUGUUUUAAUGUGUCCCUUGGAUCUUGGUGUUGACAUACAUUAUGAAAGUGGAACAAAGUUCCUUAAUGGUCAAUCUAACUCCUCCAGUGGUGUUAUUGCUACUAGAUCUGCCGAGUUAGCAGAAAAGUUAUACUACGUUAUCAAUGCAUCAGGAUCGGCUCUAGCACCAUUUGAAUCGUGGCUCUUGCUCGUCAACUUGAAAACUCUUUACUUGAGAGUCAAUAAGCAACAAGAGAAUGCAGUAGAAUUGGCAAACUGGUUAUCCGGUUAUAGUGGAUUCAAGGUUUAUUAUCCUGGCUUAAAAUCUCAUCCUGGUUAUGAAUUGCAGAAGUCAAUGUCGAACGGAUCUGGUGCUGUUUUAUCAUUGCUGACUGGAGAUGUUGCCUUGCUGAAAGCUAUAGUUGAAGGUGUUAAGUUAUUUGGUAUUUCCGUUUCAUUUGGUGGUGUCAGCUCAAGUAUUAGUAUGCCAUUUUACAUGUCCCAUGCUUCAAUUGAUGACAAAAAGAAACAAGAAAGAGGACUUCCGGAAGAUUUAAUUCGUAUUUCUGUUGGUGUCGAGAAUGCUGGUGACCUUAUACGCGAUUUUAAAUCAAGUAUUCAUUCUGCUUACCAAUCUAAAUCUAAAUUGAAGUCAUAUUUGUAG